UUUGACACUUCAACUUGCUGUGGCUCUCUACGGUAGUUGAAUCAGUCAAUCACGCGCCGACGCUAAGGUGAUCGGUUUUUCUUGUAUUUGUUAAGUGAAAAGGGACGCAGUGUUGACCUACAGGCAAUUCGGGAAAACAAAGCGGAUUUCUUCUCCUAGCCGAGCUAAAAAUCCAGUCAGGUCCAGUGAAGACCAGUGAGGACCGCUCCUGAAGGAUAUACAUGGGAUGGGUGGGGGUGAGGGGGGCUUGUGACAUCACGCCCAGCCCAGGUCAGAGUUCACACAGGCAUGCUCUAUGAUUGAUGAGGAAGUAGCAAAGGCUUUGGUUAAUAGGAAACACAAGAACCUCCCUCUCCGCUGAGUGUUGAUGGCGUCACAUUAGGCUAGAGGACAGGAAGCAGUCAUCAAGAUGAACGCGUUGCCGUCAAUGGAUCGGCAUAUCCAGCAGACCAACGACAGGCUGCUGUGUAUCAAACAGCACUUACAGAACCCGGCCAACUUCCACACGGCAGCGACAGAGCUGCUGGACUGGUGCGGAGACCCCCGAGCCUUCCAGAGACCCUUCGAACAAAGCCUCAUGGGAUGCCUAACGGUGGUGAGUCGUGUGGCAGCCCAACAAGGCUUUGACUUGGACCUAGGCUACAGGCUGCUGGCUGUGUGUGCUGCUAACAGAGACAAAUUUACACCCAAGUCUGCAGAAACCAACACCUGCAGGAGAUGUCAGAGUGACUCAGCCUUGCUGUCAUCGUGGUGCGAGGAGCUGGGUCGCCUCCUGCUGUUGCGUCACCAGAAGAGCAGACAGAACGAGCCCCCGCAGAGCAAAGUCCCCAUGCAGCCCAGCAUAAACACUAUGAAACCCCCCGGAGGACUCUCACACGGUGAUGGGUCAUUUACCUACGACUCGGUUCCAUGGCAACAGAACAACAACCAGCCCCCAGGGUCAUUGUCUGUGGUUACCACAGUGUGGGGUGUGACCAACACGUCACAGAGUCAGGUAUUGGCCAACAGCUCCAGCCAUGUGAACCCAGGAGGUAACCCCAUGGGCCAGGGUAUGUCUGGAGGUCCGGCAGGCCUCAACUCCCCCCAGUUCCCCGGCCAGCAGCAGCAGCAGUUCCCGGCCAAGGGAGGUCAGGGCUACAUGCAGCAGGGGAUGUAUGGCAGGCAGGGAUACCCCGGUGGAGCGGUCUACAGCGGGAGUUACCCAGGUGGUCCUAACACUCCCCAAGGGGGGAUGGGCAUGCCCCAACAUUCCCGCCAGCCUGGUGACUUCACCCAACCAGCAGCUGCUGCUGCUGCUGCUGCUGUCGCUGCCGCCGCUGCUACGGCAACCGCCACGGCAACCGCUACCGUGGCAGCCAUGCAGCAGGAGACCCAGAACAAAGAGAUGAACCAGUAUGGACAGAUGUGUUCCUCCUUCCAGAUGGGCCCAACUCAGGCCUACAACAACCAGUUCAUGAACCAGCCUGGCCCCAGAGGGUCCCCUGGAGGCAUGAACCCAGGCAGCAUGGGCCAGGCCAUGAACAACCCCAGCAUGGGUGGGCCUCCCAUGGGCAUGAACCAAACUCGAGCCCCAGGCAUGGGGCCUUUUGGGGCUCAUGGCCAGAGGAUGUCCCAGCAGGGCUACGGAGGAUCUGGAGGCCCCAGGCAGGCAAUGCCUAUGCAGGGAAUGAAGAGGCCCUAUCCUGGAGAGCCAAACUACGGGGGUCAGCAGUACGGUCCUAAUGGUCAGUUCCCUCACCAGCAGAGUCAGUACCCCUCCUCUAACCCCUCCAGGCCGAUGCCCUCCCCCAACUACCCCGGCCAGAGGAUGCCUGGGGGUCAGGGGCCAGGCCAGUACCACCCGCAAGGCAUGCCCAUGGGACAGUAUUAUAAGCAAGAGCCAUUCAAUGGUCAGAACAGCAACUUCUCUGGAGGUGUAUACUCAUAUAGUCAAGGCAACGGGGCCCUCAGGCCAGGUAACUACCCCCACUCCCCGGUGCCUGGUAAUCCCACACCUCCCAUGACCCCCGGAAGCAGUAUGCCUCCGUACCUCUCGCCCAACCAGGAUGUCAAGCCGCCGUUCCCGCCAGACAUGAAACCAAAUAUAACUGCGCUUCCACCUCCCAAUACCACAGAUACAGUUAAACGGAAAGCUGACGUCCUAUCUUCCUGUCCUGUCUCUCCGCUCCAAUCAGCCAAUCCCAACGAGGAGCUGCGGUUGACCUUCCCGGUCCGGGACGGCGUGGUGUUGGAACCUUUCCGGUUGGAGCACAACCUCGCCGUCAGUAAUCACGUCUAUCACCUGCGACCGUCGGUACACCAGACCCUCAUGUGGAGGUCAGACCUGGAGCUGCAGUUCAAAUGUUACCACCACGAGGACCGACAGAUGAACACCAACUGGCCCGCCUCCGUCCAGGUCAGUGUUAACGCCACGCCCCUGACCAUCGAGCGGGGCGACAACAAGACGUCCCAUAAACCCUUGCACCUGAAGCAAGUGUGUCAGCCCGGCAGAAACACCAUCCAGAUCACCGUCACCGCGUGCUGCUGUUCGCACCUGUUUGUGCUGCAGCUGGUCCACAGGCCUUCAGUCCGCUCCGUCCUGCAAGGGCUCCUGAAGAAGAGACUCUUGCCUGCAGAACACUGCAUCACCAAGAUUAAGAGGAACUUCAGCAGCGUAGUGGCCUCGUCGGGUAACACCAGUCUAAACGGGGAGGACGGCAUUGAGCAGACCGCCAUCAAAGUCUCCCUCAAAUGUCCAAUCACCUUCAGGCGUAUCCAGCUGCCCGCCAGGGGGCAUGACUGCAAACACGUACAGUGUUUUGAUCUGGAGUGGUAUCUGCAGCUGAACUGUGAGAGGGGGACGUGGAGGUGUCCGGUGUGCAAUAAAACUGCAUUGUUAGAGGGUCUAGAGGUGGACCAGUACAUGUGGGGAAUCCUCAACGCCAUCCAGAAUUCGGAGUUUGAGGAGGUGACCAUUGAUCCAUCGUGUAGCUGGCGGCCGGUGCCCAUCAAAUCUGACCUCCAUAUUAAAGAAGACCCUGAUGGACCGCUGGCCAAACGCUUCAAGACCAUGAGCCCCUCCCAGAUGACCAUGAGCCCCUCCCAGAUGACCAUGCCCAACGUCAUGGAGAUGAUCGCCCAGCUGGGCCCUGGCCCCGCCCAUUACCCAUCAGGCCCUGCUCAGCACGGGGGAGGCGGCGCCGGGGGCAACCCAGGGGAGUACGGUGGCCCCAGAGGCCCAGGCAACAGUUACCACGGCCACGGGAACUUUGACUUCCCCCAUGGUAACUCCUCGGGCGGGGGAGGAGGAGGUGGUGGAGGUGGACCGAGAGGAGGAGGAGGAUCCCCCAUGAGUGACUUUAUCCACCCCCCUCAGCUGUCCCACCCCCCAGACGUCCCCGGGGGUCUCCAAUCCCAGGACAAGCCCCUCAGCCACGGCAUCAACGACCCCAUGUCUCAUCCUUCCACCACUGAUCAGCACCAUAAUUCCAUGCAACAGCAGAGCUUGCACGUGCCUCCUCACCCCAACAGCCAGUCGUUACAUCACGGCAGCCAAUCGUUGCAGCCCCCUCGCCAGCAGGCCCCGACUCCCCAGCAGCAGCAAGGCCAGAACAGCCACCCGCACGGCGAUCUGAACUUUAACCCCUCUUCCUCGGGCAUCGAAGGUCAAAUUAGUGGUGACAUGCCUGAGCCCUCCCUAGAUCUGCUUCCAGAGCUGGCCAACCCAGAUGAGCUCCUGUCCUAUCUGGACCCUCCGGACCUCCCCUCCAACAGCAAUGAUGACCUCCUCUCCCUCUUCGAGAACAAUUAACCUUUCGCCUUCCUCACCCUUCGAGCCGAACCCAAACCUCCUCCACAGACACACACACACACACCACAGGGUGUGUCCAACCAGCUGGACUCUCCAUAGAGUCCAUAGUCGUCCUCAUAUGGACUGGUAGUGGAGACAUCGUCAGGUCACACACACACACAAACACAAACACACACACGUACUGUUUUGUGAAAGGUGUCAUAGACGUGUAGGUGGCAUAGGAGCAACGCUGAGGUCAUCUGUCAGAACAUAAGUUGAUGAUGAAGAUGACAGUCUAGAUGUCAUGGAGUGGACACUGUGACAGAGACAGAAUGCACUCAUGACCUCACUUCCUCUUCCUCACACACACUCUUCCUCGUGUAAAGACUCUUCACACUCCUCCGCUGCGGAGCUCCUCCAGCCGACAACAUCGACGGUCAUGUCGGCUGUCUAGCCCUUAAGUGAUAUUAUAUCUCUUGACUUUUCGAACUUAAACUGUGCAGCUAAUAAUCAUGUUCUAUGUGUAUGACCUCACACAGGGAAAAGUGUUGUAGCAGUUUUUUAUCGUCCUUAUUUCGCCCUUAUACAAAAAAAAAUAAAAAAAUACAUGAAUAGGAAAGAAAAGUCAUCUUCUUGUCCUAGCCAGUGUUUAUAUCUAUCCUCUUUUGAUGUGUGUUCUUCCAAGCCCUGACCCCCUGACCACAACCUUUAACCCCUGACCUUUGACCUACAGUGUGUUCUUAUAACCUCUGACCUUUAGCUCAUAGUGUGUAUUUCCAACGGGACGUCAGUCAGUCAGCACUGGGUCCGUUCCAUCCAGACUAACUGAAGCACAACCGACAGAGGGCCACACCACACCACAUGGCAGGCAGAGUACUGAGAGGAGAGGCCAAGGCCUGUGGAUGAGGAUCCUAACCUGGCUAGCUAGCCCAGUCUACAGAAGAAUCAGCACUGUUAACUAUAUUCUGUCUGUCUAUCGCCCCCCUCCAAUGUUGUUCAAGUUUCUCUUCCCUGAUGUUACAGUACAAUGCCAUGUCAGACAGUGGGCUAUACAAAAAUCAGUUUUACAAAUACAUUUGAUUUGGGUUAGAAUGAUGGAGAAUUGUGUGUGUGUGUGUGUGCGUGUGCGUGUGUGUGUAAGAGAAAGAGUGAGGAUGAGAGUGAUAGAAAAAGAGAAAAGAGAAGUAAAGAGUCCGUCCAUAUUUAGUCUAUCAUAGCAAGACACAGCUAGUGUUGCAGAAGAUAGUCGGCCAUUGUAAUAGAGCCAGAUCCCUCUUUACCGUGAGUCUUCCUCUGUUCUACAGUUCUGCAAUUGCUCCUGUAACCAUACUGUGUGGUGUUAAGAAGUGCAUGUGUGCCAAUGGUCUCUGUUCUAGAUUAGCCGGAAACAUUCUUGUCAUUUAGAUUUUAUAGCCAUUGCAUUUUUUUAUCAUUAUUUUAUUUAACAUUUUCUUGCAAAGGAAUGAUUUAGGUUAAUGGUAAUGUAUUGGCCAGCUUUUUUAUUUUUCAUGUUUGUUUCACUUUGACUGUUCAUUGGAAAAUGGCAUGCGUGAUGCAUCACCAAAGUUAUUCCACAGUUUGUAUAAGGAGUUGGCUUGGACAUCUACUAUAAUGUAAGAAUAAUACCCAUGAAUGCUGUAACCAUACUCCUAGGGAACCAAUCGAAAAGUAUUCUGAACAGAUGUGUGGUUGCACUGCAUUUCCUGUGUCUUGUUACUGUUCAACUGUAUUUUGUAUACUUUUGUUCAAUGAACAGUCAAAGUGAAACAAACAUGAAAAAUUAAAAAACCCACAAUGGUUUAUAAAGACAAUUUAAAAUGGUUGUCAUCCUGACAAUGUAUGCUUUAUAAAUGUUUGCUAAUGUAUUGGGGAAAAGUGGAGGAAAGUGACUUUACCCUCUAUCAUUUUUGAUUAAGUCAAGUCUAAAUUGUAAUACCUUCUGGAAUUGAAUGCAAGUAAUUUUUUAUUUUUGUGAACCCUCUUUUGUACAACACAAGAUCAUCAUGUGUAUUAUUCUAUCCUCAUAGCAUUUUUGAUAUUGUUCUCCUAUUUUAAGUUAUUAUUUUCUGUAUCUAUUCAGUGACUGUGAGAAUAAUCAUAAUUUGGUUUACUUCAGAUCAUGUAGGCUACUAAAUGAAAUUGAAGAUUUCUCAAUCGGUGGAUAUUUUUAGGAUUUAGGAAUGAUCCCAAACGCUGGUUGAAUCACCUGAACACAACUGACCCUAUGAUAUUUUAGUCUGUCUGUCUGUCUGUGUCUAUGUCUAUUUGUUGAAGAUAAUGCACUGCCACAGUGAGGUAUUUUGACUCCCCUGCCCUGUUUAUCUGUAGAUCUGUGUAGACAUAAUGCUGAAGUCUGGUCUAUCAACAUUACUCUCUAUACUCCACAUAGAGGUUUGAGCCUUGUCUGAGGUUCAGGCUCCACACCAAA
This is a messenger RNA of Coregonus clupeaformis (lake whitefish), 6197 nucleotides long. RefSeq names its product zinc finger MIZ domain-containing protein 1-like. The record is from RefSeq and is a predicted model, not a curated record. Lineage: Eukaryota; Metazoa; Chordata; Actinopteri; Salmoniformes; Salmonidae. The transcript has 26 exons. Bases 410 to 3790 code for a protein of 1126 amino acids. Gene Ontology annotation, biological process: protein sumoylation; regulation of transcription by RNA polymerase II. Gene Ontology annotation, molecular function: SUMO ligase activity; zinc ion binding.